GUAUUACACCAGGACUUAUAAAACCAGGAAUUUCACAUGGUGCUGAUUUACCUAUAGAUAAUGAAUGUUCACUCCCUUCAAAAUAUGGUGAAAGUUUACUACUUGAAUGCUUAUGGCAUUAUGUGUCAAAAAACUGGUCAAAUCCAAUAUCUCAAUUUGAAUCACAUACAAAUAUGAAACAUUUUGCUAAUAAUCUUUUAGGAAUGGAGCCUCUUGCAUUUCCACAUUCUCUAUGGUUUGGAGCACUUGAUAUUGCACAAAAAUUAAUUACAAAAACUCAAAAAGAUUCAACUUUAGGUAUCUGUUAUUAUUUAGCAUUAGAAUCUUUGCAAAAGGCACCUUCUUCUUUUAUUCGUUUCAAGGCUAUAGAAGCCUUAAUAAAAUUGUCAAAAAGAAAUAUAUUAUUUUACAGUAUUAUUGAUAGUGAUUUUGAAAAUUAUAAACAGUCUUUAGAUCCAGCAAAAGGGUUAAAGUUGCACCAUAUGAUUGAAGCAAUUUGGAAGGCGAUUACAACAGAUAGUUUAAAAUCACCUCAUAUUAUAACUCCGGGAGGCGACUUUAUUUUAGAGGUUGUUACUACAGAAUUAUCUUGUCCAGUUACUUGUAAAAUUUCAAAAAACUUUCAAAUUUUAUCAUGUUGUAAGCACUUAAUUAGCUCUGAAACAUUGCAGCAAAUUAUUAAUAGCAAAUCCCAACCAACUUGCCCAUUUUGUCGGAAACUAAUUAAUUUAAAUUCAGUGAUUAAUUUGCCACAGUCAGCAAUUUAUCAUGGAAUCCGCAAUUAUUUACCUGAAGACAGUAAUAUUAAUAUUGUUCAAGAAAAUAUUUCUAAUGAAAGUAGUGACGAUGAGGAGAUUAAUAUUUCUAAACUCAAAUCUCAACAAAUUUUUAGAAGAUCGAAUCCGACAGUAAGAAAAAUUUUUAAAGCACCAAAAUUUCUUCAUUCAUCUUUAAGAAAAGCAAAUACUGCAUACAAAUUAGGAGAGCUUGAAACUACUAUUAAUGCGCUUACGGAAGUUCUUGAAGAAUAUCCUACAAGUUAUUCAUUACAAUGUUAUCGGGCAAAAGU
Dentiscutata erythropus is the source of this 1069-nucleotide messenger RNA. NCBI's taxonomy places the organism in Eukaryota, Fungi, Glomeromycota, Glomeromycetes, Diversisporales, Gigasporaceae. The record is from the annotation of a GenBank genome assembly.